AUGGCGGCCCCCAAGUCCGCUCUCUUGCGUCAGAUUGGCAGCCUGACUGUCAAAAACUAUAUCAUCCUUCUUUCUCGUCAUUCAGCUUCGACCAUCUACACCGCUCUUGUUCUACCUAUCAUCCUCACCGUCUAUCUAGGCAUUGGGCGAAAUCUCAACGGCCCUCAGAAUGAGUAUGGUAUCGCCGAGCCCCGAGCUAUUCGAUCCUUGCAGGGCGGUCUUUCUGCCGCCGACAGUUCGCGCAACACGGUUGUCUUCGUCAACAACGGAAACACAGGCGGCGACAUCGAAAGUGUGAUAUCUUCAUUGUCCGACGAAGUCUCCGCAGCCGGCAAGCAAGCGACAACAAUCACCAACAUUUCUGAGCUGGGUUUCAUCUGCCGUUCGUCAGCUAGGGGCACGACUCCCUGCUAUGGCGCCGUAGUCUUCCACUCAUCUCCGAACGAAGGCAACGGCAACGUCUGGAACUAUACUCUCCGUGGUGAUAUUGCCCUUGGAAGCAGUUUUCAGGUAUCCAACGACGACAAUGACGCCCAGGUUUACACCUUGCCUCUUCAACGAGCUGUUGACUCCGCCAUCGCGCGUCACGAUUCAAAUGGAGGAAACUCGGCGUCUCUUGACGGCUUGCAAGAAUGGGGAUUCACAGACGAAACCGAAGACGAGCGUGAAGCUUCCGUCCGAAGAGAUUAUCAAAAGACUUUCAUCGACUUUCUUGCCGUUUCAUUCGUCCUUGCCCUUAUAGGCGUAAGCUACCAUCUACCUGGACAUGUAGCUACCGAGCGUGAGAAGGGUCUCUCGCAGCUUAUCGAUUCCAUGAUGUCGAGUCGUUAUGAGUGGGAGCCCCAGGUUGCCCGCAUGGUUGCCCACCUGUACUCCUUUAGCACAAUUUACUUCCCUGGCUGGGUUGCGGCUUCUGUCGUCGCCAGGACUAUGGUCUGGAAGGAGACGAACAUUGGAAUUGUUCUCAUCUUCUUCGUCCUCGGCGGACUUGCUUUGACGUCCCAGGCCCUUUUGGGCGCCACAUUUUUCAAAAAGGCUCAGCUUUCCGGCGUCAUCAACUCCCUGGUCUACGUUUUACUUGGAGUGUUGGCCCAGGCGCUCCCCGAUCCCGGCACUGGAGCCGUCGCGGUUCUCAGCGUCCUCUUCACACCUUGCGCAUUUGUAUUUUUUAUCAAGUCUCUUGCUCGCUUUGAGGGCGAAGGUCUGGGGAUGAGCCUGGUAAAAGCCCCUCCGACUGGCGCUUCAACCCUGCCAGGCAUCGCUUUCUGGAUCUUCUUCAUCUUUCAGUUCAUCGUUUAUCUCUUGCUGGCUGCCGUUCUCGAACGCCAGAUCCAUGGUGUUGGCUCUGAGAGCAGAAAGAUCUACAGAGGCGAAGGCCCUCAGCCUGAAGAGGCUGUCUACAUUGACGGCUUGACCAAGGUGUAUAAGCCGAGUCUUUUCCGUCAACUUUUCUCGUUCAUCUCGAAACCGCGCGAACCCACCGUCGCUGUCAACAACCUCAAUCUCGUGGCAAAAAGGGGCCAGAUCCUGGCACUCCUCGGUGCGAAUGGUAGCGGCAAGAGUACAACCCUUGACGCAAUCGCCGGUAUCAGCCGCUUCAACCAGGGCAGCGUGUCAAUUGAUGCCUCCGGUGGCAUCGGUAUCGCUCCUCAGAAGAAUGUAUUGUGGGACGAGUUGACAGUCACUGAACACAUCCAAAUCUUCAACCAGUUGAAGUCUGGCGGCAACAAAGCUGGAAAAGAGGAAAUCGAAAAGCUAAUCGAAUCCAUCGGGCUUGGAUCCAAGAAGAAGGCGCAGUCAAAGACCCUUUCCGGCGGCCAGAAGCGCAAGUUGCAGCUUGGCAUGAUGUUGACUGGCGGAAGCGCGGUUUGCUGUGUUGACGAAGUUUCCUCCGGUAUCGACGCCCUCUCUCGCAGGAAAAUCUGGGAUAUCUUGCUCUCUGAGCGAGGCAAGCGGACUAUCAUCUUGACUACGCACUUCCUGGAUGAGGCUGACUUGCUUGCCGAUAACAUUGCGAUCCUAUCCAAGGGCGCCCUGAAAGCCGAGGGCACUUCCGUUGCCCUAAAAGAUAGCCUUGGCGAUGGUUAUCGAAUCCAUGUGCUUAACGCCAAGCAUGUGCAGAACCCUCCAGAAGUCCAUGGUGUCCACUUGAAUGUCUCGUCAAAUACUAUUGUUUAUACGGCGCCAUCUUCGACUCUGGCUGCAGAGGUUAUUCGCACCCUCGAGGAAGCUCGCCUACCUUACAGAAUCAACAGCCCCAACAUCGAAGACGUGUUUCUCAACGUUGCUGAAGAGGUCAAGGGCGAAGAUCUUCGAUCCGGCCCGCUUUCAGGAGCAAAGUUCUCGGAAGAUGCUGCGCAGAUCACUGAGAAGGGCAUGGCUCAUGACGGACGAAACUCGCUGGGUCUACAAUCAGGCCGCCAAACCGGCUUCUUCAAGCAAGCUGUGACCUUGGUCUACAAGCGAAUCACCCUUUUCAAAACCAACUGGAUACCCUUUAUCAUCGCCUUCCUCGUCCCUAUUAUUGCGGCAGCCAUCAUGCAGAUUCUUAUCAGGAACAAGGACUCCUCUACAUGCAUCCCCAGCGAUGACAGCCGGGCAGCGAACAGUAACAGAUACGACGAAGUGAUCCAAGACUUACAUCUCGCUGCUGGGCCGGCCGCGGCUCUUACCAGUCCUGCUUUCACUGCUCUUAUAGAUGCUUUGGCACCUGGGAACUCCACCUCGGGCAAUUUUACUUUAGAACAGGUAUCCUCUGCGUCGAACCUGCUGAGCUACAUCGAGAGUGAACGCAGAAACAUCAUGCCUGGUGGGUUCUGGGCUGGCAACGAUAAUGGAACACCAACUGUGGCAUACCGAGCAGACGGAAUUCUCUCGAUUCCCGCUGCAGUUGUCGCCCAAAACCUGCUCAGUAUUUCGAGAACCAAUGUCACCAUCGCAACUAGAUACAUUCCGUUUGACAACCCUUUUGGCUUCUCAACUAUCGACACUAUCCAACUGGCUAUUUACUUCAGCAUCGUGCUCUCCAUCGUUCCCGCCUUUUUUGGACUCUAUCCCAACGUCGAGAGACGCUCCAACGUCAGGGGCCUGCAGUAUUCAAGCGGAGUUCGGUCGCUACCCUUGUGGACAGCACAUGUUGUUUUCGACUACGGUAUCUUCUUCAUCUCCCUCAUCAUCGCGGCCGCCAUCUUUGUUGCAUCGUCGAACGUGUGGUAUGCCCCUGGCUAUCUCUUCCCGGUCUUCAUACUAUACGGCCUUACAUCGAUCUUGCUAUCAUACGUCUUUUCUCUAUUCCUGAAUAGCCAGGUAGCGACCUUUGCAGCCAUCAUGGCAUACAAUAGUGUGGGAUUCGCCAUCUACCUCAUCGCGUUUCUAUACAUUCUCACUUUUUCGCCUGCCACUGUCAGCGAUCGCAACAUCAUCAUCGGUCAUUACACGAUUGCCGCUUUUUUCCCCGUUACGAACGUAUGUCGGGCUCUGAUGAUUGGCCUCAACACGUUCUCCCUAGCUUGUGAUGACACUGACUUUUUCGGAUAUCCCGGUACACUGGACGCAUAUGGAGGCCCGAUCUUGUACCUCGCUCUCCAAGCCAUCAUUCUGUUUAACAUACUCCUAUGGUACGACAGUGGAAACAAGAUUCCUGCUUUCCUCAAGCAGAAGAAGAACCCAAAGACGGAGACUUCGCAGUCCCAAGCUGAUCCAGAGGUCGCCAACGAGCUUCUCCGUGUCGAGACCGCGGAGUCUGACGAUGGCCUUCAGGUCAAGCACUUGACCAAGAAGUUCGGCAAGUUUACUGCUGUCGACGACAUCACAUUUGGCGUCCGGCUUGGUGAGGUCUUUGCUCUUCUCGGGCCCAAUGGCGCCGGCAAGUCAACGACCAUCUCGCUCAUCCGCGGAGACAUCCAACCGAGCAACAACGGCGGCGACGUCUUCGUUGAGCAAGUCUCAAUCACCGAUCAGAGAGCUCUUGCCCGCUCGAAUCUCGGCGUGUGCCCCCAGUUUGAUGCCAUUGACUCCAUGACCGUCCUCGAGCACCUCCGCCACUAUGCCCGGCUCCGCGGUAUUGCCGACGUAGAGUACCAAGUUCAAGCCGUGGUCCGUGCCGUCGGCCUCGACGCUCAUGUCAACACCAUGGCGCAGCACCUCUCGGGUGGCAACAAGCGGAAGCUCUCGCUUGGCAUCGCCCUUACUGGCAACCCGUCCGUCAUCCUGCUCGACGAGCCAUCUUCGGGGCUCGAUGCAGCCGCGAAGCGAAUCAUGUGGCGCACCCUCAGCACCAUCGUCCCCGGCCGCUCGAUUCUCCUGACAACUCACAGCAUGGAGGAAGCAGAUGCGCUGGCGAACCGCGCAGGUAUCGUGGCCCAACGCAUGCUGGCAAUCGGCGAGGUCGAAUCCCUGCAGUCCCGCUUCGGUGACUCGCUGUACGUCCACCUCGUCAGCCGCACUGCGCCUCACUCGACGGCCGAGGAGAUGGAUCGCAUGCGCGAAUGGGUACAGCUCAUGUUCCCCAGUGCCUCGAUCGAGCCGGAGACUUACCAUGGGCAAAUGCGGUUCUCCGUUUCAGCAUCUGAGGUUCUUACCCGGGCUGAGCAGAUUCAUCAAUCUAAAAGGCGUGGACAGGAGGGACAAAGUAAGGGACUCAGCGCCAUUGGGCAGCUGAUUCUGAUGCUUGAGGAAAACAAAGAGGUCUUGGGCAUCGAGCACCACAGUGUCAGCCCGACGACGCUCAAUGAUGUAUUCCUUGCAAUUGUGGGACAGCAUAAUGUCCAGGAAGAGGGUUACAGUGCACCAACGGCAGGGACAGAGAAGAAGAAGAUCCCUUGGCGAAAGAUUCUUCUUGGGUUCUAG
Molecule: messenger RNA, 4848 nt
Organism: Colletotrichum truncatum
Lineage: Eukaryota; Fungi; Ascomycota; Sordariomycetes; Glomerellales; Glomerellaceae
Product: ABC transporter
Biological process (GO): transmembrane transport; lipid transport
Cellular component (GO): intracellular membrane-bounded organelle; membrane
Molecular function (GO): ATP hydrolysis activity; lipid carrier activity; ABC-type transporter activity
Source: RefSeq, a predicted model, not a curated record